AUGGAAAUAUAUGCAAAAGAGAUUGAACCAUUGAAGGAGGACUUGAGAAAGAAGCUACUAAUUAUGGAUGAUUCUGUUGAUUUGGGGAAGAAGAUGAGUUUCAUAGACGCAGUGGAACGUUUGGGAGUUUCCUAUCACUUUGAGAGUGAAAUCGAAGACAUGUUGAACAAGAUUUUCAAAGAAUUUGCUGCAAAUAAUUUCGACAUCGACUAUGAUUUACACAACACUGCAUGCCAAUUUCGCAUAUUCAGGCAACAUGGACACAAAAUGCCUUGUGAUGUAUUCAACAAGUUCACUAAUAGUGAUGGCAAGUUUAAAGAGAAUCUAAGGAAUGACAUAAAGGCUAUAGUGAGCUUGUAUGAAUCUGCACUCUUAAGGGUAUAUGGUGAACCUAUCCUAGACGAAGCUUUCGCUUUCGCUACGGAUGUCCUCAAAUUAAGUGCACCAUAUUCUGAGCUAGCUCGCCAUGCAUUGAAGCAAGUAUUGCACUUUGGCAUUCAAAGGGUGGAGAAUCGCCUUUUCAUUUCUUUCGAUGAGGAAGAUGAAACUCGACACGAAACACUUCUAAAGCUAGCAAAGAUUGAUUUCAAUAGGGUGCAACUAUUGUAUCGUAAAGAAUUGAGCCAGGUCUUAAGGUGGUGGUACGAGUUGGAUUUUAAAACAAAGCUUCCUUAUGCGAGACAAAGAAUGGUUUUCAUCGGCUGUAUCUACAAUCGUGAUUCUGUUCCAGAGUUUGAGGUUGAUUCUCUUUCCAUGAAAGUAUAUAAUAAUACUGAGAAAAGUGUAACAGCUGAUUUGAACUUUACUGUCACAUUAAAGAACAAGGAUGAAGAUUUAUUGUCUUUUGAUCAAAUGCAAGUGUCAUUAGAGUAUCAUCAAAAUGAUGAGAUUAUGUCAUCGACGUCACUUGAUGCUUUUCUUCUAGAUGAAAAACAACGCCAGAUUCAAUUUGGAAUGCUCAUCAAUGCACACUACCUUCGAAACGAGACCGUGGAUUCGAUCUAUCGGGAUAAUGUUUUACGGUUUGGUUUAAAAGCUCAGGGUCACUAUGUACGUCCUCGUGAUCAUUAUUUUGACAAGUGCGAGAUUAAGCUCGUGUGA
Chenopodium quinoa (quinoa) is the source of this 1101-nucleotide messenger RNA. Its product is annotated as (+)-delta-cadinene synthase isozyme A-like. NCBI's taxonomy places the organism in Eukaryota, Viridiplantae, Streptophyta, Magnoliopsida, Caryophyllales, Amaranthaceae. The transcript is spliced from 4 exons. Gene Ontology annotation, molecular function: terpene synthase activity. The record is from RefSeq and is a predicted model, not a curated record. The coding region runs from base 1 to 1101 and encodes 366 amino acids.